AUGUGCAAACGCGACACCACAUCGGCGCAAGUUAGGCCGGCCUUGCUAGUGAGCAGAUCAAGUUUCUCAAUGUGGAGGCCUCGUUUCCGGGACGCUCAGAAGUUCGUGGAUGGCGAGGCAAGCAUUAUGGUGGCCACGGAGUUUGGCGGUCGAGGCAUCGACUGGCACCAGGUGGAUCAUGUCAUCAAUUUCCAGAUGCCGACAGGUGCAGUCUGCUGGCUUCACCGUGUCGGCCGCACAGGUCGGAUGGGCCAGGGAGGCCGUGUCACAAACUUCAUCGGAAGCAAGGACCAGGUCUUGUCGAAGCUCAUUCGAGAUCAACUGCAGGCUGGUGAGGACUUGCACACCCUGUUUUCGAGAAAGAGAUCGUU
This is a messenger RNA of Symbiodinium necroappetens, 371 nucleotides long. NCBI's taxonomy places the organism in Eukaryota, Dinophyceae, Suessiales, Symbiodiniaceae. The record is from the annotation of a GenBank genome assembly.